Messenger RNA from Dreissena polymorpha, 1008 nucleotides. RefSeq lists its product as uncharacterized. Lineage: Eukaryota; Metazoa; Mollusca; Bivalvia; Myida; Dreissenidae. Bases 1 to 525 code for a protein of 174 amino acids. The transcript is spliced from 4 exons. The record is from RefSeq and is a predicted model, not a curated record.
AUGGAGGUUAGCACGGAGAGGUCGAAGAACAUGGUGAACAGCAAGACCAACAUCAGUGCAAUCAUCACCUUGAACGGCGAAAGGCUAAAUGAAGUGACCAGCUUCAAGUACUUGGGCGUAGCUCUGUCCCAGGAUGUGUGGCCAUACCACGUGGUUUGUGACGUCAUUUUGGCUAGCACGCUAAGUAGAAAUUUGUCAACAUUGGCCCCGCUUAGAAAUUUCAAAUCCACGCACUUCUUCUAUACAACCUCGAAAAAGAAUGUGUACAAACUCGUUGGUCAAUAUAACGUCGAUGGCAAAGGUGAAGAUGAACCAAACAUCAAGAGCUAUUCCGAUAUUCGUGACCACGAGUUUGACAACCCGGGGAGAUUGCGCGUGAAACCGAGGGCAAAAGGGGCCAAAAUGGACUCGAGUCGAAAUGCCGUUGCCAGGGAAACUUUAGGUGUACGGUGGGACUGUGCGAGGAGAAACGAAAGCAAGUUAUUGCCUACGUACAGAAUUGGACUAGACAUAGAAGAAAUUUGAUAAGAAACCGCCUUUCUGAAGAAUUCCGUGUUUUAGUAGCUUGACUUGAGCGAGAUAUAAAUAAUUAUUCAUGUGCAUAGUGUGUUAUUUUUUUCCCGUUUUUUAGUUAAUUGUGUCGUGUUCUGAGAAAACUAGGCAUAAUGCUUGUGCGCAAAUUUGUCAUCCCAGAUUAGCCUGUGCAGUGCGCACAGACUAAUCAGGGACGACAUUUUCUGCUUUUAUGGAAUUUUUCGUUUAAAUAAUGUCUCUUCUUAGCGAAAAUCUGGUUUAGGCGGAAAGUGUCGUCCCUGAUUAGCCUGUGCUGACUGCACAGGCAAAUCUGGGACGACACUUUACGCGGAAAAUGUCGUCCCUUAUAAGCCUGUGAUGACUUCAUAGGCAAAUCUGGGACGACACUUUACGCACAUGCAUUAUGCCCAGUUUUCUCAGUACACGACAAAAUUGUGCUGAAUAUUUAUCUCACUCAAAUAAAUGCUAAUGGUA